AUGGCUAGAAAGAGAUCUGCGAUAGAUUUCCAGUUCGGUGAAUGUAUUGGGGAAGGUUCCUACUCUAAGGUGUACAGAGGUGUCUCUAUACACAACCACCGGACGUAUGCAAUCAAGAUUCUUUCGAAGUCUCACAUACAUAGAGAGAACAAACGCAAGUACGUCAACAUAGAGAAGGACACACUCAACAUAUUGGGCAAACAUCCCGGGAUAGUGACCUUGUAUUAUACUUUCCAAGACGAAAAGUCGCUUUAUUUUGUGAUAGACUUUGCCAAAAAUGGCGAGCUGCUGUCACUGAUUCGCAAAAUGGGAUCUCUCAGUGAAACAUUGAGCAAAUACUAUUUUGUGCAACUGAUUGAUGCUGUCGAGUUCAUACACUCGAAGGGAAUUAUCCAUAGAGACUUGAAACCGGAAAAUGUUUUGCUUAACCACGAGUGGAAAUUGAUGAUUACAGACUUUGGGGCGGCUAAGAUCUUGUCGCAAGAGGAGAGGGCCAAUGGCUGCACGCAGCCCAUGAAUGAAAUAGGGCGGGAAAUUAGCAACCAGUCAAGCAACGGAUCGUUUGUUGGAACGGCAGAGUACGUUUCCCCUGAGCUACUGAAGUACAACAUUUGCGGGUUCGAAUGUGAUCUGUGGGCCUUGGGUUGCAUUCUCUAUCAAUUCAUUGUCGGAAGACCUCCAUUUAAAGGUCAGACAGAAUAUUUGACGUUCGAGAAAAUCAUUUCUCUAGAUUACAGCUUCCCCAAAAACUACUUUGUCCCACCGCAGAUUGAGCAGGUAAUCAGAAGCCUACUGGUGGUUGAGCCAGAAAAGAGGUGCAAGAUCGAAGAUCUCAAAAUGCAACCCUGGUUGCAAAACAUAGAUUGGGACAACAAAGAUUUCAUCUGGAGAACUAAGGUUCCAAAAUUGGAGGCAUAUAAUCCGCGUCUGCAAAAUUUGCUUCAAUUAAGACAUACGUCUUCAUCAAAUUCUAGCCUGAACUUCUACGGUCCUCCAGAUGGUAAAAUCAUCGGCAAGACACCUUCCGUACCACAACAUGCUCUCAAACGACAGAUAAUGAACGCACAAAAUAAUCCACAGUUGAUGAACAAAGUACUGUCUCACCGACUUGCGGAAAAGGAUCAACAAGUCAAAAAUCGAUUGCUAGUCAAUCAAAUGGCCCCUGUCGCAGCAAACACAAGCAUCCCGAAAUCGCCAAUAUCCAGUGAGCUUCGAAACAAGAACGACAUUGUUGAGAGAAGAAACAGCUUACAGUUUGUCAACGGCGAUAGUUCCUCCAUCACCCCACCAGCUUCUGAACCCCCCUCACCGUCCGAAACAUCCCUAAGAACCACCUUGCGUAUAAUUGAUCCUAGACACAGUCAUGAAAAGACAUCUUCUAUCAAAACACCUCCCCUGUCAACCAACAUAGAGACGCAUUCCUCAAACUCCUCCCCCUUGCAAACAUUCGUCAAGCGCGUGUCGUCGGAGUCUUUAUCGAGAAGUUCUUCAAGUUCGGUCCUUGUCAAAACAGGCGAUCAAUCGGAUAGGAAACCAAUCAUGCGCGCUCCUUCCAUCAACGAACUUUUGGGGAUCCCACAACCGAGCUCACAAGCAGUGAGUGCAGCGGGUGCAAUAGGAAACAUGAUGUCACAUAAGAGGGCGCUGCAAGCUUCUCAGAGCGUCUCGAGCUCUCAAUACCAACAGCAGCAACAACAACAAAUGAUCAAUCCUAUUUUACUCGACAAACAGAUCCCCAAGAGCAUCACGAGUAAACUAAUGGCCAAUGAAUACAUUCUCAAGCUUGACAACAUUCUCAAAUCCGAGCUGACGCAUAAGCCGAAUCAGUUUGUUCCCCAGGGUUAUACUUUGGAUGACAAUAUUUUGAACAAGGUGAUUACAGAGAAUUACCAAAGCUUGAAUCGGGACCUCAAAAGUUGCGUUCUAAUUAUCACCUCGAUGGCUCGCUUGCUAAUCUAUGAAAUCAAUUCAGAUUUUAAGUUGCAGAAUCCUCAGUCAUCCACACAAUUGCAGGCAAUGGAUUUCUAUUCGAAAAUAGUUGAGGUUAAGCUAACUAACCGCAACGUGUCGAUGUACGACUACGAAUUCGACGAGGAAUUGAAAGAAGGAUACCUUAUCUUGGAGUUGAUGAAUAUGAACAAGCUAAUAUUUCUGAGUGCCUAUGAUUCAAAAACAUUGGUUAGAGGGGGGAUCAACUCAAAUGUAAGAGUGGGCUUCAAAGUGAAUGAAUCGGUUUCGUGGAUUGAUUCGCUUUUGAAAGCCCGUGAACUUUUGCGGCAAAGUAAGGAAACAGGCCCUGACUCUGCAACAAAAGUUAAGACAAACACUGCUCCCAAGAGAGCAAGCAGGCCAGGGUCUGCAUCUAAAUUAGUGAGAAGAAGCUCCUCGCAAAAUGGGACAGUCAGCUCUGUUAGCAGCGGCAUCAGACAAAUGGACUUAUCAGAUAAGUCGAGCGCAGCAGCGGCUGCCGCCAUGGCCAUUGGGAAGAAUGCACAUUGA
This is a messenger RNA of Ogataea angusta, 2499 nucleotides long. RefSeq lists its product as uncharacterized. Gene Ontology annotation, biological process: intracellular signal transduction; peptidyl-serine phosphorylation. The transcript has a single exon. NCBI's taxonomy places the organism in Eukaryota, Fungi, Ascomycota, Pichiomycetes, Pichiales, Pichiaceae. The record is from RefSeq and is a predicted model, not a curated record. Bases 1 to 2499 code for a protein of 832 amino acids. Gene Ontology annotation, molecular function: ATP binding; protein serine/threonine kinase activity.